This is a messenger RNA of Punica granatum (pomegranate), 3261 nucleotides long. The record is from RefSeq and is a predicted model, not a curated record. Lineage: Eukaryota; Viridiplantae; Streptophyta; Magnoliopsida; Myrtales; Lythraceae.
ACUCCUCUCUCUCUCUCUCUCUCUCGCUUCUCUCUCAUCAGUCCUCCAAAUUUUUUCGACGAAAUAUCUCUCUUCGUUCUCUCUGCAAUCUUCUUCUUCUGAUCUUCAGCCAAUAAGCCCCUCUUCUCUCUCUCUCUCUCUCUCUCUCUCUCUCUCUCUCUCUCUCCCCCGGAUUUCUGCUGGCGGAUUCUCAAAUCUCACAGCGCUCUCCCUCCGCCUCGACUCAAUCCCAUCCUUUCCAGCUAGGGUUUGGCAUUUCUGAACUCGCUGUCCACUGAUCAACCCGGAUAAUGGAUUCGCGAGAUUCGUCAGCAACGUCCAAUUCGGUCGUGAAUCCGUCGGCGGACGAGGAAGGUGCCCCGUUCUCCGCUGUUGCUAAGGAGGCCGCCCUGCUGUUCCAGUCCCGCAAGUACACUGAGUGCCUCGAGCUCCUGCAUCAGCUGGCGCAGAAGAAGGAGCACGAUCCUAAGGUCCUUCAUAAUAUUGCAAUCACAGAAUUCUUUUGGGAUGGUUGCUCAAAUCCGAGGAGAUUGAUUGAAGUACUUAGUGAUGUCAAGAGAAAGAGUGAAGUGCUUGCCCGUACAUCUUUGGAACAGGUUGAGGCCACUAGCAAUGCUGGUAGCAGGGGCACCUUGGGUAGCAAGGGAAAUGCUUCAGCUCCAGAGCAUCAAAUAUCUGUUGCGAAUAAUACUAGUAUCUUCUAUGUGGAUGAAUUUGAUCACUCCGUGGCUAUACUAAACAUUGCAGUCAUUUGGUUCCACCUAUCUGAAUAUUCGAAGGCGCUUUCAAUUCUCGAACCAUUGUACAAUAAAAUACAACCAAUUGAUGAGACUAUUGCUCUUCAUAUUUGCCUCUUGUUACUGGAUGUGGCCCUAGCCUGUCAUGACAUAGCAAAAUCUGCGGAUGUACUCAAUUAUCUUGAAAAACCUCUCGACAAUGGGACCGCAAUUCAGCAACAGUCUGCUAACCUAGUUGUGAAGUCAUCAUCAGUUCCCAGCAAUUCAGCAGUUGCUGAUAAUUCUGAUCUAGGGACAAGCGCUGGUUUAAAUACCUCAGAUAAGUCUUUGGCAAGGACAUUGUCCGAUGAGACCCUUGACUAUGAAUCUAUGAUGUCAGCGCUGGACAUUGGUGGGCAUAAUCUAGGGAGUUCACAGGCUCUCUCAUCUUCAAACAACUUCUCGAGGAGUGUGUUCGAUAAGUCUCUUCCAUCUGUGGAUCUUAAGCUUAAGUUGCAACUUUACAAAGUCCGAUUCUUGCUGCUCUCUGGGAAUCUGAAAGCCGCAAAACGAGAGGUCAAGGGUGCCAUGAAUGCACGUGGAGAUUCCUCCAUUGCUAUCCUCCUGAAGUCACAGCUUGAGUAUGCUCGUGGGAACUACCGUAAAGCAAUCAAGCUUUUGAUGGCUCUGGAAAAUCGAACUGAAGGAGCUAUUGGGAGCAUGUUCUUCAACAAUCUUGGAUGUAUUUACCAUGAGUUGGCGAAGUUCCAUACUGCGAGCAUAUUUUUCACCAAAGCCUUGACUAGUAGUUCCUCUCUUCGGAAGGAGAAGCCUCUAAGGCUAUCCACUCUCUCGCAGGAUAAGUCACUCUUCAUCUCUUAUAACUGUGGCGUUCAGAAUUUGGCCAGUGGGAAACCUGUUCUUGCUGCUCGCUGUCUUCUUAAGGCUCAGACAGCUUUCUAUAACAAGCCCCUGUUUUGGUUCCGUCUUGCUGAGUGUUGUCUCAUGGCUUCAGAGAUGGGCCUUCUAAAAAAUGGCGGAGUUUCUUUGGAAAGUUCGGAACUGAAACUGUAUGUUAUAGGCAAGGGCAAAUGGAGGCGGCUUGCUAUAAAAGACGAGAGCUCCCGAAAUGGGCUUUCACAUUCUGCUGAAAAAACUGAUUGGUCUAUUAGCAGUAACGAUGGACAGCCUAAGCUAUCUCUUUCCCUCGCUCGACUAUGCCUCUAUAAUGCCCUCCACAUAUUGAGUUCUUGCGAAUCGGGUCUACACAGCAGUUCGUCUUCGCCUCUUGAUUCUUCAGAGGUAAAUGACUCAAGUGAAACCAGGAAUGUAAACCACAAGAUCUUGCAAGGUGUAGAGGCCAAGUUAUCUGCUAUGAACCUUGGACUUAGUCAAGUUACUUCAAAUGGUGACACAAAAGAGCAAAAGGCAGUAGUGAGCCAGGAGCUGAUUUCUAGCUCACUCUCCAUUUACGAAGAAACUUCUCGAAGGAAAAACAAGAUAGUCAAGGAGGCAGUUACUGCUAACCAAGCAUUUGUCGAGUUGGAGUUGGAGAAUCCAAUUGGAGCUUUGUCGUGCGCAAGAUCUCUCUUGCAAAUUCCUGACUGUUCGAGGGUCUAUGCCUUUCUAGGUCAUAUGUAUGCAGCGGAGGCUCUCUGCUUGCUAAACAGGCCAAGCGAAGCCUCUGAGCAUUUGUCUGUCUACUUAGCGGAAGGUAAAAACAUGAGGCUCCCAUUCACUGAAGAAGACUUUGAGCAAUGGCGAGUGGUAAAGAACUCGGAGUGUGAAGAAACAAAUAAUGGAGGAGGCCCUGUUAGUUCAAUUAUCUCACGGUCUGAGGAGCCGCAGAUUCUUACCUUCCUCAAGCCUGAGGAGGCCCGUGCAGCCCUUUAUGUGAAUCUUGCUGCCAAAUCUGCCAUGGAUGGGGAGCUUCAGAAGGCCCUCGAGUUGGUCAAUCAAGCACUGGUAAUGUCAGCGAAUAGUCGAGAAGCCCUACUAACUUCCGUGUACAUUCACCUCGCAUUGGGAAAUUCUCGAGAAGCUCUCUCCAAGUUAAAACAGCUAAGUCGUGUGAGGUUCCUUCCUUUUCCAGUUUCGAGCGAAUCUUCGUGAUGACCUUUCCUUUUUAUUCCUGCGGAGACAUGUCGGGUUCGGUUGUGUCAUUUAGCGCUUAGAUAGCAUUAGAUGGAUGGAAACCCGAAUGGGAAAUGUAACAUAAUAUAGAUUCUUUUCAGAUAAUAAGUUUUUCUUUUUUCUUUUAUCUUUUCUUUUCCUCAUUUCCCUUUCGAUUUUUGAUAUCUAGGGUUUCAUCUGGUUGGUGUGGCGGAGUCUUCGUGUAGGUUUAGUCGAUGUUUGCCCACCAAUUUAAGUGAGAGAGGUGCUGUAGUAGUUCUGAUUCAAAUUUCUGUUGCUCUACUGGCUAAGGUUGUUAGUUUGUAUUUUGAGGGAUAGGUAAGGCGUUACUAUGUGCCAUUAACAUCUAAAGGGGGCUCAUUUUUCAUCAAAUUUUUUUUCGGAUUUGGAAUGAUAUCUUCUUUCUAUGAGC